AUUAUGCUUGUUAUAAAUUGGACGCAGAACUGAUAGUUUAACACAGCAAAGACAGAGAUCAUCAUCAUCAUCAUCAUCAUCAUCAUGAAGACUCUUUGCUUCACCCUGGGACUGCUGCUACUCACUGUCUGCUGGUGCAACGCCAUGCCCCAAGCAGUGCACUUCAGCACAGCACCUCGCGACAGCACAGCACCUCACACCUGCUGCCCAAACGUUUCCAAACAACGUUUACCAUUCGAGCGUGUGACCAGCAUAACUGUGACCCACAGCUCCUGUCCGAAUCAGGCAUACAUAGUCCAAACAGUUAAAGGGAGAAAGAUCUGCUACGAAUACAAUUCCACGUGGGCUCAGGACGUCUACAAUCGGCUCAACUGAGGGUGGUGGUACACAGAAGUAUUAGCGAUGUGUUAUUGUGUAAUAAUAUAAUAGUGACAUACCCAUGUCUGGUUUUGCAGAUCUAAAUGGAUCUGAUGCAUUGCAUUUACUAGGGUUACUGUAUGUCAUGUUUUUUGAGCUGUGAAAUAAAAUGUUAAAUGGU
This is a messenger RNA of Platichthys flesus (European flounder), 538 nucleotides long. RefSeq names its product monocyte chemotactic protein 1B-like. Gene Ontology annotation, cellular component: extracellular region. The transcript is spliced from 3 exons. The record is from RefSeq and is a predicted model, not a curated record. The coding region runs from base 85 to 375 and encodes 96 amino acids. Gene Ontology annotation, biological process: immune response; positive regulation of ERK1 and ERK2 cascade; inflammatory response. Lineage: Eukaryota; Metazoa; Chordata; Actinopteri; Pleuronectiformes; Pleuronectidae. Gene Ontology annotation, molecular function: chemokine activity; CCR chemokine receptor binding.